Messenger RNA from Megachile rotundata (alfalfa leafcutting bee), 3827 nucleotides. It is a transcript of the gene FER, whose product is annotated as tyrosine-protein kinase Fer. Gene Ontology annotation, biological process: peptidyl-tyrosine phosphorylation. Gene Ontology annotation, molecular function: ATP binding; non-membrane spanning protein tyrosine kinase activity. Lineage: Eukaryota; Metazoa; Arthropoda; Insecta; Hymenoptera; Megachilidae. The record is from RefSeq and is a predicted model, not a curated record.
GGUAUUAUCCUCUAUCGAAUGGUGUUAAACAAAUACGAUAUUUUUUAACACAUUGUAUAUAUUAUAUGUUGAUUUGAGAACUUGCACCAAAUUUAUCAAAACUUAGAACAAAAGAUUAUUACAGUGCACAGUGGUUAUUAAACAUGAUAUAAUAUUUAAAUGUUUUUAAAAAGAAAUAAAUAGAUUGUUUAAAUUUCUGAUUAGUUUAAAAUGAAUUUAUAGUACCAGAAUAGAAUUGACCGUCUACCUCAAUUGUUACUUCGUGACGGUAUUUCACAAAUAAAAGUAGAUUUUUACAGCAUUAGAUCUGUAUAAAUAUAAAUGUUGAUCUCAGUCAUCAGGGUGAAUGCAACGAUGUAUGUACGAAAGUCGAAUCAAAUAAUAUGUGUAUUAACUUGUGCUAGAGAUGCAGUACUUGAAUAAGUGGUUAGUUAAAAUUUGCUGAAUUGCUUGACUAUCGAUGUCAUUAUAUUAGUCCAGAGUAAGAAUGAAUGUUUGUUAGUAAUACGUUUGAAAAAGUCAGUAAGACGGCGAUAUUUAGUUUUUCAUCAUAAGCGGGAUGGGCUUUUCUACGAGUUUGCAAGGACAGUCAUCGCACGAGGCGUUACUCGCCCGUCAAGAUGCUGAAAUUAAGCUUCUUGAAACCAUGAGACGAUGUUUAACGCUUAAAGUUAAAUCAGAUCGUGAAUAUGCCACGACGAUUUCCUCUUUAACGAUGCAAGGGAAAAAGAUUGAACGUAACGAGGAUCUCGUUGGUAGUCUUAUUGCACAGAGUUGGAGAGAUAUAAUGGAUUCUAUUGAUCAGACUGCUAAAUUAAUCAAGCAACAAGCAGAUACUAUUGAAGCAAUAGUUGUCGAACAUAUUACAACGUUGUAUUCGGAAAGAAGACGUGCUAGGAAACUAUAUCAAGAAGAACAGACAUGGUUAAAUAAUCAGUUUCAACAAUUAAAUGAAGAUGUUGCCAGAAAGAAAUUGGAGUAUCAAAAGAAUCUGGAAAUGUAUAAACUGAUGAGAUCCCGUUUUGAAGAACAUUAUGUUAAAUCUGGCCGAGUUGGUAGAAAACUAGAUGAUGUAAGAGAAAAGUAUCAGAAAGCUUGUAGGAAACUUCAUCUCACACAUAAUGAAUAUGUAUUACUUUUGGGUGCUGUAACAGAAUGUGAACACGAUUUAAGAACUUGCUAUUUACCGAGUUUGCUGAAUCGACAACAGGCAAUUCAUCAAGAAUUUGUAACAUCAUGGAAAGCCAUACUUCAGGACAUAGUGAAAUAUUCUGAUUUUACAACGGAUAAAUUUCAAGAAAUACAUUCACGGAUGCAGAAAGCUGUAGACACUGUGAAGCCUGUAGAAGAGUAUAGAGACUUCAUAGGAAAGCAUGGAACACGACCAGCAUCACCGAUAAGAUUCACGUUUGACGAGAAUCUUGUAGACGAUACAUCAGGAAAAUUAUUACCAAAUAAAUUGACGGUAGAUAAUUUGACGAUAGAUUGGUUGAGAAAUCGAUUAUCGGAAUUGGAAGCUUCGUUGAAAACUGCUCAGCAGACUCGACAAAAUGCUCAGUAUCCAUCAGAAAAUAACAGUGAUUCCAAAAUAUCAGUUUUGGAUUACUCUCGUGAAAGGGAAGAGUUACGAUUGCGUUGCCAAGAAAAAAAACUUCAGCGACAAGUGGACGUAAUUAGAGGUGCUUUAAAUGAGUUAGGUUGCGAAGAACUACCACCGGGAUACGAUAUUUCUAUGGAGAGUUCUUUUACCGAUCCACCCGCUAUUAAUAAGAAAAAUACAGUUCCAGAUAUCGGUCUGUUUACAUUAAGAAGAAAUCAGCGAUUCAUGACAAUAUUUAGGUCUCCCUUCAAAUCUUUACCAGUAAUAAACAACACAAAAGAUGGAACAAUUAGAUCGAGUAGCGAAGGUCCCACUUCAAAAGCAGAUAAUACUGUACCAGUUGUACCAUUUCGUGGAAUUUCACAUCUAACUACUAAUCAGAAAGGAAAUGGAAAUGGCGAUCUUAUGGAGGAAGAAUGGUUUCAUGGUGUAUUACCAAGAGAAGAAGUAGUAAGAUUACUUGUAAGCGAUGGAGACUUCUUAGUACGCGAAACAACAAGAAACGAUGAGUGUCAAAUAGUUUUAUCUGUUUGUUGGGAUGGGCAUAAACACUUUAUCGUCCAAACUACACCGGAAGGUCAUUAUAGAUUUGAAGGCCCUACCUUCCCAUCAAUUCAAGAAUUAAUUAAGCAUCAGUGGCUAUCUGGAUUACCUGUAACUAGCCGAUCCGGAGCUAUUCUAAAAACACCAAUUUUACGCGAACGUUGGGAACUCAAUAACGACGAUGUAAUUCUUUUAGAGAAGAUAGGGCGGGGUAACUUUGGAGAUGUAUAUAAAGCGCAACUAAAAACUUGUAAGACUGAAGUAGCUGUAAAAACUUGCAAAGUAACACUACCGGACGAACAAAAGCGCAAAUUCCUACAAGAAGGACGAAUACUGAAGCAAUACGACCAUCCAAAUAUAGUAAAACUUAUUGGAAUUUGUGUUCAGAAACAACCCAUAAUGAUUGUUAUGGAACUGGUACCCGGUGGUUCCUUAUUAACUUAUUUAAGAAAAAAUGCUAAUACCAUCACGCAACAAGAACAACUUCGAAUGUGCAAAGAUGCUGCUGCAGGUAUGCGCUAUUUGGAAUCUAAAUAUUGUAUUCAUAGAGACUUAGCAGCCCGAAAUUGUCUCGUAGGGUAUGAAUCCAUAGUAAAAAUAUCAGACUUUGGAAUGUCUAGAGAGGAAGAAGAAUACAUUGUAUCGGAUGGUAUGAAACAGAUUCCAAUUAAAUGGACUGCACCGGAGGCAUUAAAUUUCGGUAAAUAUACAUCGCUCUGUGAUGUUUGGAGUUACGGGGUCUUAAUGUGGGAGAUAUUUUCUAAAGGUGGAAGUCCUUACAGUGGAAUGUCUAAUUCUCAGGCUCGUGAAAAAAUAGAUGCAGGUUAUCGAAUGCCAGCUCCCGAAAACACACCUGACGAAAUAUAUCGUCUAAUGUUACGAUGUUGGGAAUACGAGCCAGAGAAACGUCCUCAUUUUGAUCAGAUUUAUACAGUCGUUGAGACGUUGUCUCAAGCGUAUUUAUAAAGAAUAAACUUGAGUCGGUAUUAAUCUGUAUUAUGAAUAACAUUUCUUUUAUAUCGUUUAUUAUAGUUGUAGAUUAUUUUAUCAAGUUAUAUAAUAGCUCGUAAAAAUUACGAGCAUUAAAAAUUGACGCACGGUACCAAAACGUAUAUACGAGAUAUGGCUAUGAUUUACAAUGAAAAUCUCAAAUAUUGAAAAAAACUGAUCUUCCCAGGAAAAUUUUGAUGUACUUUUUAUAUACGUUGACAGCAGGAUGUGAAAAGGUAACAAUCGCACAUUUACUAUUCAUGAUUUUAAAAAAGGACUUUAAUAUUUAAUAAAAAAGCAAAAUGCAUUUAAGCAAGCGAGAAUUUAGAACCUUGGUUAUUUUGUUUUGUACGUAUGCGAUUACGUAAUCGUAAUAACAUUUCAUAGUAAACUUGAAAUGAAAUAUAAACAUAGUUGGAUGUAUAAGAUUUUCUCAGUAAAUCAUGGAUAUAUUUUACCUUUUUGCUGUGUUUAUAUUAUUAUUGUGCAAGGAAAUAUGUGAAUAUGUACUAUUGCGUAUUAUGACAUUGUAUCCUACUCUGUUGUUUUUUUAUUAGUUUUUUGUUCAAAUUUUUAAAUUAUUCGUCCGUCCAAAUCAUAAUUCAGUUUCACUUGUUACAAACGCAGUAUUAUAAUUAACUGUUAUAAACAAUUGAAUUAAAAUGCUGGUAUAAAUUACUAUAUUUUAUUAAAU